GCGGCUUCGGGACAUAAACAACAGACUGUUCCCUUGUACUCUCUAUUAUGCACCAACCUAGUCAAGUUUUCUAACGUAUUAACAGGGCGGCGCAAAGUUAACUUCCAUAAAAGUCUAUUGCAACGUAUCCGGCUCAAGGUCAGACAUGAGGCUCUGCUCCCUUCUUCUGCUCUGCCUGGCAGCAUACCUGUCAUCCUCCUAUGUGAUUUCCCCUCCACAUAUGUGGACCAAACUGAUCCUGACCCACCACUGGCCAAGCACCUUCUGUGGUAUGGAAGUCCCAGUCUGUCAUCCCAACAUCAGCUACUGGACGCUACAUGGACUCUGGCCAGAUAAAGGGAUUGACUGCAAUUCAUCGUGGCAUUUCAACUCUUCUGAAAUAGAGGACCUGCUUCCAGACAUGAAGAAGAGUUGGCCAGACUUGUUGAGCCCCAUGUCUACUGGAUUCUGGAAGUAUGAGUGGCACAAACAUGGUACAUGUGCAGCCAAGGCAGAGUCUCUGAAUAGCCAACAUAAAUACUUCAGCAAGGCCCUGGAACUAUACCAUAAACUGGAUUUGGACAGCAUCCUGACAAAGUUUGACAUCAUCCCUUCAGAAAAUUACUACAAACUUUCACAAAUUGAAGGAGUCAUAGAGAACUUCUACAGCGUCAAGCCUAAGAUCCAAUGUGUCCAUCCGGCAAAGAAUGCAGGUUUUCAGAUUUUGGGACAGAUUGAGAUCUGCUUCAACUCUGACUUCACCCUCCUGGACUGUGAGAAACAUUCAACAAAGACACCUAAGGGACACUUGGACAAUCACAUCGCAGUCGACAAGACAUCUGGGUUCAGUGUGUGUGACCAGGAUGUGCCCGUUUACUACCCAACACCUCCAUAAAAGAACAUACGACUGAAACCGAACAGCACACUACAACCCUACACACACACACACACACACACACACACACACACACACACACACACACACACACACACACACACACACACACACACACACAAAUCAACUGUACUGUUAUUUAGCAUUUGCGCACAACAACUUAUUUCCUUUUUUCUCAGGGUUCAAAUUGAACACCAUAACUUAAACACUCAUGUUUGUCAACACCUCACAAUGAGUUCAGUCUGAAAACAUUUUAUUACUGCAUUUACAUGCUUGUGGGGACAGGUACUUUGCUCCAGGAAACACACACCGCUACCAAGUAGUGCUUUAAUGGAAUUCAGUGCCUUCCUGACGGCUGCUGGUAGAUGAAUCCGAUAUAGUGCACAGUAUGUUUCUUUCCACGCCUCAACAGGGGGCAUUGUGGUGAGUUUAGGUCAGGUGGGUGGGCAGAUUGGACAGUUAAUAUACGACAUCUUGUUGGCGAAUGAGUGGAGCCUUACAUCAGAUUUGCAGGUGACUCUUAGUCUAUGUUAUCGGUAGGUUAUAUGUCAAUCUUUCGUACAUAAUCUUUUAAGGACUGGGAAUAUUUUAUACCACAUUUGUGUGUUUAUGUGCCUCUUGAUUAUUGCUAUGUUAAGUGAAUUCAUCCAAUGCAUUAUCAUCAAAAUAGCUUGGUUUUCUUAUUGUUAAAUCACUACCCAAAUAUUAUAGGGUCACGUGCACAUUGUAAAUGGCUUUGGGGGCAAAGGUGGUCGUUUUCUAGUCAUUAUAAACGUGUGGUAGUUAUUGCUACCUUUUGAAAUUUGCCUACAUCAUUAUUCAGUGUUUUGUUAUAGGCCUGGUUAGGCCUGUCUAUUGAUAUUAAGGACUGCUAGUCAUAUAGAGAACUUGAAAAAAAUAGCCUAAACAUUAUGUAUGGAUUAGAAAGUACAAAUAAAAUGUGUUAAAAAAAUAGUAUAUUAUGUGUAAAUGAAAUGCUUUUGUUUCUUUUACAUUGUAAUUGUACGUUAAUAUGAGUUAACAACCUCAAAGUACACUAUAAACAAUCAUUUAAACAAGAUGUCAUACAAGGUUAUUAUGCACCAUUUGUGUCCCACAAGCUCUAGGCCUGUAGAGAUAAAAUAGUUGUUGCAAAUGUUUUUUCAAACAAAUGUUUUUUUUUCCUAUAAUUCGCAUUUGUACUUCCAUUGUUUUAAUCUCAAUAAAACAUUCAAUAUCUA
Molecule: messenger RNA, 2094 nt
Organism: Notothenia coriiceps (black rockcod)
Lineage: Eukaryota; Metazoa; Chordata; Actinopteri; Perciformes; Nototheniidae
Gene: rnaset2
Product: ribonuclease T2
Exons: 10
Coding region: 146-874 (242 amino acids)
Biological process (GO): RNA catabolic process
Cellular component (GO): extracellular region
Molecular function (GO): RNA binding; ribonuclease T2 activity
Source: RefSeq, a predicted model, not a curated record